This is a messenger RNA of Nanorana parkeri, 1453 nucleotides long. RefSeq names its product eva-1 homolog B (gene EVA1B). The transcript is spliced from 3 exons. Lineage: Eukaryota; Metazoa; Chordata; Amphibia; Anura; Dicroglossidae. The record is from RefSeq and is a predicted model, not a curated record. Bases 316 to 810 code for a protein of 164 amino acids.
UGACAUCUGGACAGAGGGAGGGAAGUCAAGGAGAAGGAGGGAUUCGCUGUAAUUCCCAGUCUACGCUCUGCACUCAGCCAACAGCAAUCCCUCACUACACACAACACAGAGGAGAGCUGCUGUGUUAUCAUCAGCACAAAAGAGGAAAAAAUACACAACUUCCCAUCACUCAGUUAUGUUGGAGGAAUCCAUGAAACGGUGUUGCUACAAGCACGACAUGAAGUAACAGAGCAAACUGCUGCACAAUACAGAAGUCAGCUAAGAGUGACAGGAAGGCAAGAUAGGACACAACUGGAUGGUAUUGAAUCUCAGGCGAUGGAUACUCACAAGAAGGAAAUGGAGUUUCUAAGUAACAGCAUAGCAGCAUAUGCUCAUAUUAGAGAUAACCCCGAAUCCUUUGGUCUUUACUUUGUGCUUGGAGUAUGCUUUGGACUGAUCUUAACUCUCUGUAUGCUGGUGAUCCGCAUCUCUUGCAAGCCUCGAACUCCCAGCGUUCCUUCCAAACCGAAAAAGACUCCUCCUAAAGACUUUAUAAAAGAGCCCCUGUCUGUUGUGGUGGAUGGAGAGGAGCCAGACAGCGAUGACAAUGAAGAAACAUUUAUCUUGACUCCUGUGACAGACACACCCCUAGGAGCCCAGACCCCUAUGGAUGGUACACUGUCAGUUAAUGUAUUCGCAUCAGCAGAAGAGCUGGAGAGAGCUCAGAGGUUAGAGGAGCGGGAGAGGAUAAUCCGAGAAAUAUGGCGGAAUGGACAGCCUGAUAUUCUGGGCACAGGAACUGGCACCAUUGGUCGUGUACAUUACUAUUGAUAGUAACACAGGAAGUUAAACUGAAGUUGGUGCUAUUUCUCAGCAUUAAAAAGGCAACUGCCUUUCCUUGCCUUCCAAAAUACAGCAUAUCAGAUACCCAGGCACUUUUCUCCAUGUAGCUUUGCCUUAUUAGACCAUUGACUUUCCAGUAAUAUUGAUGCCAAUGGAUAUCUUUCUAAAAAUAGAAAAGAAUACAGAGUUUAAUGACACUGUUGCUGCCCAGUGGUGGAUCAGAAUUCAGAAAUGUUCAGUGUGUCUGUAUGACUGUACGCGGCAAAUAUAAAAGGUCACCGCUGACCAAACACAUCUUUAAUGCCAUUGACGGUACCAUAUGGCAUUGGUGAUCUUUUACAUAUUGGCCAGUUUCAAGUGCCACUAUUCACUAUGACCUUUAAGCUGUCUUAUAUGGAUAGGAAAGCUUUGGUAAACGUCACAUUAAGGUGUACAAGAAUGGAUGUAAUCAUAAUAAGAUUUACCAGACAUGCUACCCAGGAAAAGGUUAUUGCAACCAGCAUUUUCAUGUUCUUCAGUGACUUAUAUGAAUCCUUUAUGAUAACAUCAGUUCACUUUUGUGCUGUCUUCCUCUCACUAUCUCAAUCAGAGUGCGAUAUGCAGGUAACCUGCUGGUAUCCAGCCUGGAAUA